Ornithorhynchus anatinus (platypus) is the source of this 4789-nucleotide messenger RNA. RefSeq names its product tripartite motif containing 71 (gene TRIM71). Lineage: Eukaryota; Metazoa; Chordata; Mammalia; Monotremata; Ornithorhynchidae. The record is from RefSeq and is a predicted model, not a curated record. The transcript has 4 exons. Gene Ontology annotation, molecular function: ubiquitin protein ligase activity; protein binding; zinc ion binding. Bases 1 to 2748 code for a protein of 915 amino acids. Gene Ontology annotation, biological process: protein polyubiquitination; proteasome-mediated ubiquitin-dependent protein catabolic process.
AUGGCUUCGUUCCCAGAGACGGACUUCCAGAUCUGCCCGUUAUGCAAGGAGCUGUGCGGCUCCCCGGCCCCCGGCUCGUCCAGCUCGUCGUCGUCCUCCCAGACGUCCAACUGCUCGGGCGGCGGGGGCGGCGGCGGCUGCGGCUCGUCGUCGUCGUCGUCGUCGUCGUCGUCGUCGUCGCGGAGGCUGCACGUCCUGCCCUGCCUCCAUGCCUUCUGCCGCCAGUGCCUGGAGGCGCGGAGGCCCCCGGCGGCGGGCGGGGCGGCGGGCCCCGGGGAGCCCCUCAACCUGCGCUGCCCCAUCUGCGACCACAAAGUGGUGCUGGCCGAGUCGUCGGGCAUGGACGCGCUGCCCUCCUCCAACUUUCUCCUCAGCAACCUGCUGGACGUGGUGGGGGCGGCCGAGGAGCCGCCGACGCCGAAGAACAACGGGCGCGGAGGGGCGGGGGGCGCCAACAACCGCCACCACCACCACCACCAUCACCACCACCACCACCACAACAACGGGCGGCCGCCGCCUCCUCCUCCUCCUCCUCCUCCUCCCGCUCCCGCUCCCGCUCCCGCUCCGCCGGCGCCUCCGCAGCCGCCGCCGCCGGCGCCUCCUCAGCCGCCGCCGCCACCCCCUCCGCCGGCGCCGCCGCCCCACCGCGCCGCCUCGGCCCCGCCGCCCUCGUCGCGGCUGGUCCGCCGUCCGCACGGCCAGGCCGAGCCCCGCUGCAGCUCCUGCGACGAGGGCAACGCGGCCAGUUCGCGCUGCCUCGACUGCCAGGAGCACCUGUGCGACAACUGCGUCCGAGCCCACCAGCGCGUCCGCCUCACCAAGGACCACUACAUCGAGCGCUUCGCCGCCCCCGGGGCCGCCGCCGCCGCCGCCGCCGCCGCCAACAGCGCCGGGCCCCACCUCGCCCUGGCCCAGACCUUCCCCGCUUCGCCCUUCUCCAUCCUCUCCGUCUUCCCCGAGAGGCUCAGCUACUGCCAGCAGCACGACGACGAGGUGCUACAUUUCUACUGUGAUACGUGCUCUGUCCCUAUUUGCCGGGAAUGUACCAUGGGCCGCCAUGUGGGACACAGUUUUAUCUACCUCCAAGAUGCCCUCCAAGACUCUAGAACACUCACCAUUCAGCUCCUAGCAGACGCUCAACAGGGACGCCAGGCAAUUCAGCUGAGCAUUGAACAAGCCCAGGCUGUGGCAGAGCAGGUCGAAAUGAAGGCGAAGGUUGUACAAUCUGAAGUCAAAGCUGUCACAUCAAGACAUAAGAAGGCCCUGGAAGAAAGGGAAUGUGAACUCCUGUGGAAGGUGGAGAAGAUCCGCCAGGUGAAAGCCAAGUCGCUCUACCUGCAGGUGGAGAAGCUGCGGCAGAACCUCAACAAGCUGGACAGCACGAUCAACGCCGUCCAGCAGGUCCUGGAGGAGGGCCGCACCAUGGACAUCCUCCUGGCCCGGGACCGCAUGUUGGCCCAGGUGCAGGAGCUGAAGAACGUGCGCAGCCUGCUGCAGCCCCAGGAGGAUGACAGAGUCAUGUUCACCCCGCCGGACCAGGCCCUGUUCCUGGCCAUCAAGUCUCUGGGCUUUGUCAGCAGUGGGGCAUUUGCCCCCUUGACCAAGGCCACCGGGGAGGGCCUCAAGCGGGCCCUGCAGGGCAAGGUGGCGUCGUUUACGGUGAUGGGCUAUGACCACGACGGGGAGCCGCGCCUCUCAGGGGGCGACCUGAUGUCCGCCGUGGUGCUGGGGCCCGACGGCAACCUCUUCGGCGCCGAGGUGAGCGACCAACAGAACGGGACCUACUUGGUCAGUUACCGUCCCCAACUGGAGGGUGAGCACCUGGUCUCGGUAACGAUGUGCAACCAGCACAUCGAGAACAGCCCCUUCAAGGUGGUGGUCAAGUCUGGGCGCAGCUACGUGGGUGUCGGGCUGCCCGGGCUGUCCUUUGGGAGCGAGGGGGACAACGAUGGCAAGCUCUGCCGCCCGUGGGGGGUCAGCGUAGACAAAGAAGGCUACAUCAUCGUGGCCGACCGCAGCAACAACCGCAUCCAGGUGUUCAAGCCCUGCGGGGCCUUCCACCACAAGUUCGGCACCCUGGGCUCCCGGCCCGGCCAGUUUGACCGCCCGGCCGGGGUGGCCUGCGAUGCCUCCCGGAGGAUUGUUGUGGCCGACAAGGACAAUCACCGCAUCCAGAUCUUCACGUUCGACGGGCAGUUCCUCCUGAAGUUCGGGGAGAAGGGGACGAAGAACGGGCAGUUCAACUAUCCGUGGGACGUGGCGGUCAACCCCGAGGGCAAGAUCCUGGUCUCUGACACCCGGAAUCACCGCAUCCAGCUCUUUGGGCCUGACGGGGUUUUCCUGAACAAGUACGGCUUCGAGGGGGCCCUCUGGAAGCACUUUGAUUCCCCCCGGGGCGUGACCUUCAAUCACGAGGGCCACCUGGUCGUGACCGACUUCAACAACCACCGCCUGCUAGUCAUUCACCCCGAUUGCCAAUCGGCACGCUUCCUGGGCUCCGAAGGCACCGGCAACGGCCAGUUCCUGCGUCCGCAGGGAGUCGCGGUGGACCAGGAGGGGCGCAUCAUCGUAGCCGACUCGCGGAAUCACCGUGUGCAGAUCUUUGAGUCCAACGGCAGCUUCUUAUGCAAGUUUGGCACUCAGGGAGGUGGCUUUGGCCAGAUGGAUCGCCCGUCGGGCAUCGCCGUCACCCCUGAUGGCAUGAUCGUCGUGGUUGACUUCGGAAACAAUCGAAUCCUCAUCUUCUGAUUAGGAUCAUUUGGGUGAAUUUUGAUGUCGUCGUCGUUGUUUUUGCUUUGUUGGUUUUUUUUUUUUUUUUGGCGGGGGGGGUGGAUUUCAGAAAAGAAACUUUCUCAGGGAGAUUCUUUUUUAAGAGAACAAAAAAAAUACAACGUUGCUUAAGACCUACCUCAUCUUUAUUUUUUUACAGAUGAAUGUACUUAUUUCUUCUGCAGGGUUUGAACCUGUGAAGUUAUAAAUUCUAUCUACCUCAUAGUUUUUGGGUUCCCCCCCAUCCCAUCCUCUUCCCCACUCCCCAUCCUUCCCCCUUUUACCCGCUCCCCAAGCUGGGUGUCGUGCACAAGCAGAGUUUAGGAGUAGCUGUGUGCACUGAGGUUUUCUUUUUUUCUGUAUGAUGUGUUCUGUAGAGUAAGCCAAAGAAGGCGAUCUCAUUUCAAACAAACAAACAAAAGAUAGCGUUAGUCACCCAUAGGGAUUUUUGUGUUCUUGAUCAUACCGUGGUUUUGUGGGGGUUUUGUUGUGUGGUGUGUGUGUGGUUUGUUUUUUGUUUUUUUUUUUAAAAUGCUGCAGUGGAGAGCGUUUUCCUGUUCUCCUUUUAUACCUCGGUGUGCUUGACUUCCUGUUCAGUGGAGUUCCUUAUUCCCAGAAAAUGUUGGUCUGGGAGGGGUUUGCUAACUGCAGAAAAUGGGUCUUGCAGAUUGGGGUUCUUUUGUUUUGGGUGGGGAGGAGGGAUUUGGGGUGAUCAUUUGGCCAGUACAGUAGCAAUGCUCUGCCAAGUGGAGCCGAGAAGGCAACCCCCAGCCUUCUAAACACCCCUUUCGUUUUUGCGGCUUUAACCAAAAGGAAUAACCAGAUUGCUGUCUCUUAAGUGUUUUUUUCUAAAUUAAAAAAAAUGGGUGUGGAACAGGAAUCAUCAAACACUUGAGGGGGAAAUAAUUUGAAUGUUGGAGUUUAUUGUCCUGUGGUCAACCAGUAGUAUCAGUAGAAGAAACAAAGAGCUUUGUUAAGCAGGGGUUGGGGGGUCGGCUGGGUAGCUCAGUCACCUAGGAUGAAUGUUGUUUCUUGUGCAGUGACUACAGAUUCUCUUUUUCUAAGAACGGUGAUGGCUGUAGGUGUAAACUUUUAUUUUGAUUUUAAAGCACAAUUUUUACAGCUUCGGGAGAUCAGGGAACAAAAACAUUUUAAAGUCAAACCAUUCAUAACAGUUUGCCCAGGCUACACGAGUAGGAUCUUACUUAGAAAGUCACUUUAACAGUAUUGUGUGGGUUUUUUAUUUUGUUGUUAUUGAGGAAACCAAAACCAGAAUAUUUGAUGGUUAACAAGAUUUUUUAAUGCCUUUGAAUGUAAAGAGUAUUUCAUUCUAGGGAUAGAUGCUUUACUCAGAUUCCCCAGUUAUGAAAGACAGUGAAGUAGAGGAGUUAAUGCUCUGUUCAUUUAAUCCAAGGCAGCAGGAAAGAAUUGCAUUUACAGUGGGAGUUGAUGGCUCAAGUAAGUGGCUGCCCCAAUUCUGUACAGUGAGAUAUUCUUAUGGCUGCGUGCAGGGGUUUUCUAGUGACCUGAGACUUUGAGAUGGACUGUUAAGAAGGGAAGGUGCACAAGCAGAUGAUGCCAUGGAGGGCUAGAGGGUAGACACUUUCUCUACCGUCCACCCUCCUUCUCCCUCCCUGAUGAACUCGCAGACUUCUUCCUUGUUUGGAUAUGAUUCCCUCAGAGGUGAAUUGGAGUGAAUGUGGAAAUAGGGACCAUUACCAUUUUCAGUUGUACUCACCCAUCAGCUUCCGGCCUUGUGGUUCAGGGAGAAAACUUGCCCUCCAGCAAGACGGUUGGUAGUUCUAAUGAGCAAAGCAGAGGUGCGCUCACUUCAGAGGUGGCAUAGGGUGGUGGCUGCUGCUGCUUGUUCUAGUCUUUGCCUUCUCUUGCUUCGAUACCUGGAAAUAUGGUGCCUCUUCUCUCCCUCCCCCCGGCUUAAAGAGAAAAAUUCCAGGGAUCUCUCUUUCUGUACCUCUUGCCCUUUUCCUUCCUUUUCUCUCUCUCAUGCAAGACAUUCAGG